Messenger RNA from Rotaria sp. Silwood1, 636 nucleotides. Lineage: Eukaryota; Metazoa; Rotifera; Eurotatoria; Philodinida; Philodinidae. The record is from the annotation of a GenBank genome assembly.
AUGAAUCCUUUGGAAAGUAAAAACGAUUUGCAUACAGAACAAUUAUCUGCUAAAGUUUCUCGAUUGAAAAAUAUUGCAAUUGAUAUUGACAAUGAAACAAAAGAACACAAUCGUUUUCUUGAAUCAAUGCGUUUCGAUUUUGAUACAGCACGUAGCUUUCUUGGUGGAAGUUCUCGUCAUUUAGGGAAUGUUAUGUCAAGUGGAAAAGGUGAUCGACGAUUUAUGUGCUAUGUUAUUGAUAAAAAAAAGAAAGAAAGAAUGAAGUUGAUUACACAUAAUAUGCUUACAUCAAAUAUACUCAAAGGAGUGACGAAAGGUUUUCCAUUAAAAAUUAAUGCUAUUAAAAUAGAAAAUGUAUCAGUAGAUUAUAAUCGAGACUUCAUUACUCGUAUUCUUCAACGUAUUGAAUAUGAUGCUUUACGAACAGCUGUGACGGAUCUUGGUUUGAAGGAAUUAUUACCAGAGACACUAUCAGAAACAAUUCAACAUGAUGAUGAAUUUCUUAGAAAAAUGCAUAAAAUUUUGCUUGAAUAUGAAGUUGAAGAAGGUGAACUUAUUUGUCCUGAAACUGGUCGUAAAUUUCCAAUUUUAAAAGGUAUUCCAAAAAUGUUAUUACAAGAAACUGAAGUAUCAUAA